AUGCGGGCGCGGCGGCGCUCCGGGCCGCUCUGGGCGGCCGUGCUGGCGCUGGGGGCGCUGGCGGGCGGCGGCGUGGGCGUCGGAGGAUCCAACAUCUGUGCCACAAGAGGUGUGAGCUCCUGCCAACAGUGUCUGGCUGUGAGUCCUGUGUGUGCCUGGUGUGCAGAUGAGGCCUUGCCUCUGGGCUCAACCCGCUGUAACCUGAAGGAGAAUCUGCUGAAGGAAAACUGUGCCCCUGAGUCCAUCGAGUUCCCAGUCAGCGAGGUCCAAAUCCUGGAGGCCAGACCACUCAGCAACAAGGGCUCUGAUGACAGCUCCCGGAUUACUCAAGUCAGUCCCCAGAGGAUUGCUCUUCGACUGCGGCCAGAUGAUUCGAAGAUUUUCUCCAUCCAAGUGCGGCAGGUAGAAGAUUACCCCGUAGACAUCUACUAUUUGAUGGAUCUGUCUUACUCCAUGAAGGAUGACCUGUCAAGCAUCCAGAACCUGGGUACCAGGCUGGCCUCCCAGAUGCGCAAACUUACCAGUAACCUGCGGAUUGGCUUUGGGGCCUUUGUGGACAAGCCUGUGUCACCAUACAUGUACAUCUCCCCACCAGAGGCCCUCAAAAACCCCUGUUAUGAUAUGAAGAAUAUCUGCUUGCCCAUGUUUGGCUACAAACACGUGUUGACACUAACUGACCAGGUGACCCGCUUCAAUGAGGAAGUGAAGAAGCAGAGCGUGUCACGGAAUCGAGAUGCCCCAGAGGGUGGCUUUGACGCCAUCAUGCAGGCUACAGUCUGUGAUGAAAAAAUUGGCUGGAGGAAUGACGCGUCCCAUUUGUUGGUAUUUACCACGGACGCCAAGACCCAUAUAGCACUGGAUGGAAGGCUGGCAGGCAUUGUCCAGCCCAACGACGGUCAGUGUCACGUUGGCACUGACAACCAUUACUCUGCCUCCACUACCAUGGAUUAUCCCUCUCUGGGGCUAAUUACUGAGAAGCUAUCCCAGAAAAACAUCAACUUGAUUUUUGCAGUGACUGAAAAUGUAGUCAAUCUCUAUCAGAACUAUAGUGAGCUCAUCCCAGGGACCACGGUGGGGGUUCUGUCUGCUGAUUCCAGCAAUGUACUCCAGCUCAUUGUUGAUGCCUAUGGGAAAAUCCGCUCCAAAGUGGAGCUUGAGGUGCGUGACCUUCCUGAGGAGUUGUCUCUAUCCUUCAAUGCCACCUGUCUCAACAACGAGGUCAUCCCAGGGCUCAAGUCUUGUGUGGGACUCAAGAUUGGAGACACGGUGAGCUUCAGCAUUGAGGCCAAGGUGCGUGGCUGCCCGCAGGAGAAGGAGAGGUCCUUCACCAUCAAGCCCGUGGGCUUUAAGGACAGCCUCGCCGUGCAGGUCGCCUUCGACUGUGACUGCGCGUGCCAGGCGCACGCGCAGCCGUCCAGCCCGCGCUGCAACCGCGGCAACGGCACGUUCGAGUGCGGGGCGUGCCGCUGCGGCGCGGGCUGGCUGGGGCCGCGCUGCGAGUGCUCCGAGGCGGACUUCGCGCCCUCGCAGCAGGACGCGUGCUCCCCCAGCGAGGGCCAGCCCGCCUGCAGCCAGCGGGGCGAGUGCCUGUGCGGCCAGUGCGUGUGCCACGGCAGCGACUUCGGCCAGGUCACCGGCAAGUACUGCGAGUGCGACGACUUCUCCUGCGUCCGCUACAAGGGCGAGAUGUGCUCCGGCCACGGCCAGUGCAGCUGCGGGGACUGCCUGUGUGACUCGGACUGGACCGGCUACUACUGCAAUUGCACCACGCGCACUGACACGUGCAUGUCCAGCAAUGGAUUGCUGUGCAGCGGCCGGGGCAAGUGUGAAUGCGGCAGCUGCGUCUGCAUUCAGCCCGGCUCCUAUGGGGACACCUGUGAGAAAUGUCCCACCUGCCCGGACGCCUGCACCUUUAAGAAGGAGUGCGUGGAGUGUAAGAAGUUCGAGCGGGGAGUCCUGCAUGAGGAAAACACCUGCAGCCGUUACUGUCGCGAUGACAUCGAGCCUGUGGGUGAGCUCAAGGACACCGGCAAGGAUGCAGUAAAUUGUACCUACAAGAAUGAGGAGGACUGUGUGGUCAGGUUCCAGUACUACGAAGACUCCAGCGGAAGGUCCAUCCUGUAUGUGGUGGAAGAGCCAGAAUGUCCCAAAGGCCCGGAUAUCCUGGUGGUCCUGCUGUCUGUGAUGGGAGCUAUUCUGCUCAUUGGUCUUGCGACUCUGCUCAUCUGGAAGCUCCUCAUCACCAUCCACGACCGGAAAGAAUUUGCCAAAUUCGAAGAAGAACGAGCCAGAGCGAAAUGGGACACGGCCAACAACCCGCUGUAUAAAGAGGCCACCUCCACCUUCACCAAUAUCACCUACCGGGGCACUUAAUGACGGAAGGUUGUCCUCAGAUCUUCAUUGCAUUUCGCCAAAAUUGCAGGGGUCUCUGCCGUCAUGUUUACGGAGGACAGUGCUUGUGGGUGGGG
Molecule: messenger RNA, 2468 nt
Organism: Jaculus jaculus (lesser Egyptian jerboa)
Lineage: Eukaryota; Metazoa; Chordata; Mammalia; Rodentia; Dipodidae
Gene: Itgb3
Product: integrin subunit beta 3
Exons: 15
Coding region: 1-2373 (790 amino acids)
Biological process (GO): cell adhesion mediated by integrin; cell migration; cell-matrix adhesion
Cellular component (GO): cell surface; focal adhesion; integrin complex
Molecular function (GO): fibrinogen binding; integrin binding; fibronectin binding
Source: RefSeq, a predicted model, not a curated record